UCACCCUGCCCGCCAAGUGCGAGAAGAAGCUGUGGGACAUUUAUUACAUCGGCGCCGAGGCCCCCACCGCCUCAGAGGCGCUGAUCAAGAAGUGCACCACCUGCCCCCCGGCCCCGGGCAAGAAUUACAAGCACUGGCGUGCCGGCUUCUAUGCGGGGCUGCCGCAGAGUCUGGAGUUUGAGCGCUACGCCAAGCAGUUUGACAUGGUAGAGCUCAACGCCACGUUCUACGGCUGGUUUGACGAGGGGGUGUAUGACAGCUGGCGCGACAGCCCGUGCGACCGUGACGCCGAGAUAUUGCCUGCACUGUACUGA
Molecule: messenger RNA, 314 nt
Organism: Chlorella variabilis
Lineage: Eukaryota; Viridiplantae; Chlorophyta; Trebouxiophyceae; Chlorellales; Chlorellaceae
Exons: 4
Source: RefSeq, a predicted model, not a curated record